This is a messenger RNA of Carlito syrichta (Philippine tarsier), 1013 nucleotides long. RefSeq names its product hydroxysteroid 17-beta dehydrogenase 2 (gene HSD17B2). Gene Ontology annotation, molecular function: oxidoreductase activity. The annotation marks the transcript as partial. Lineage: Eukaryota; Metazoa; Chordata; Mammalia; Primates; Tarsiidae. The record is from RefSeq and is a predicted model, not a curated record. The transcript is spliced from 4 exons.
UCUGUGCUCAGUCAGAGGGUGCUGGGGCCGCUUUCUCCCCUCCCUUCUUGCUUCUCUGUUCACAUAACUCAGGCGUCCUCCAGCCAGCCUUUGCCCACUGGGCUCUCUGACCCUGAGCGUUCAGAGGUUUAGCAAGUCGCUGAGAAUGAGCACUUUUUUCUCUGAGACGGCAUGGAUCUGCCUGGCUGUCCCCGCCGUGCUGGGGGGGACAGUUCUUUGCAAAUACAAUCGGAGCCCAGGACCAGUGUGGAGUCGGGCAGUCUGCCUCGCAGGCCUCUGGGGAGGGGCUUGCCUGCUCAGCUUGUCCCUCUGGUGGGGCUUGAUCCUCUUCUCCCUGUCGUGUGUCCUCAUGUAUACUUACUUAUCGGGCCAAGAGUUGUUACCUGUGGAUCAAAAAGCAGUCUUGGUGACAGGUUGUGAUUCCGGGAUUGGUCAUGCUUUGUGCAAGUAUCUGGAUGAGCUGGGCUUCACGGUGUUCGCUGGAGUUCUGAAUGAAAAGGGCCCAGGAGCAGAGGAAUUGAGAAAAAGCUGCUCCUCGCGCCUCCUGGUUUUCCAAUUGGAUAUCACCAAUCCGGCGCAGAUAAAAGAUGCUCACAGCAAAGUUGUGGCAACGCUGCAGGGCAGAGGACUGUGGGCUGUGGUCAACAAUGCUGGGAUCAUUGGCUUUCCAGCUGAUGGGGAACUAAUUCCCAUGACUGACUACAAACGAUGCAUGACCGUGAACUUCUUUGGGCCUGUGGAAGUCACAAAGGCAUUUUUGCCUCUUCUCAGGAAAUCCCAGGGGAGGCUGGUGAACAUCAGUAGCAUGGCAGGAGGGUGCCCAAUGGAAAAGCUGGCAGCCUAUGGCUCAUCAAAGGCGGCUCUGAUCAUGUUUUCAUCCAUUAUGAGAAAAGAGCUUUCCCAAUGGGGAGUGAAAGUCAUCGUCAUCCUACCUGGAGGCUUCAAAACAAGUAGGUCUCUGAGCUCAGAAGUGCUGAGAUGCUCAUUCUGGAAGGAUCCUGAAGGUUCUCUUG